AUGAAUUUGGAGAUGGUUGCGUCGUCAGUCGUCACCAUCCGAAAUGACCCGCUCAUUCUCCAUAAAGUCUCUCUCACUUCAUUCACUGAAACCCCUCUGCACGCAUCAGCUUUGGCUGGUCAUUUUGACUUCACCGAAGCUCUAUUGAGUGCAAAGCCUGGACUUGCGUCUCGGCUCGACUCCUUCAAUCACCCGCCCCUUCACUUGGGUUCCGCCGAGGGCCACUUCUACACUAGGCGGUGCAAUAAUGCUCCAAAACAGUUGGUGAAACAGCUGAAACAGGACGAGGUUUUCGACUUCAGACACCACCUAGGCAAUACCAUACUCCAUUCAGCUGUUUUGCUGAAGCAAAACCGAGGUAAAUUGACACAAAAGAAAAAAGAUGGUCGCGUUAAACCUAAUGGGUUUCAGCGCCCUGGAUUUGGUAGAGCGUUAUCCAGAAGAUUUCAAGGGCAUAAAAUAGGAGACAUUCUUUUCAAAGCUGAAGUAGAAUUAGAAAAUUACUUGAAACGUCAAUCUAAUUGGGUGGAGAACAUGCAGGGGACAUUGAUGCUGGUGGCCACGUUAAUUGCAACCAUUUCUUUCCAAGCUGCAGUCAGCCCGCCAGGCGGAGUUUGGGCGCAAGAUUACACGGACUCCGUGGGUGCUUACAAUUGCAAAGUGGAUUAUGGCAAAUGUGUUGCCAGAAACGCCGUGCUGGCCUACGUUUAUCUCGAUCUCUACCUCUUGCUGACGAUUUACGCGAUGAUCUCGUUCACUACAUCUCUGGGAGUUGUCCUUUUAGCGAUCAGCGGGCUUCCCCUGAAGAACAAGCUUUGCACUCGGCUCAUGAUAAUAGCUAUGGUUUUAGCAAUUUCGUUCGUGUUUGCUACCUUCGAGACGGCGCUAACGCUUGUGACCCCUGAUCAUAUCUAUUACACAAGUUCCAACUCGUUGAAAACAAUAAAGUAUAUCUGGUAUGGGUUGGAAGGAAUUGUCACUGCGUUCGGCCUGAUAUGCCUUCUCUUUUGGCUUCUGUACAAGUUACGCUUUGUUUCUGAUUGCUUUUCAAAAUUACUUCUGUACUUAAAAGUUGAAGUUACAAGCCAUUGCCAAACAGACAGUUUUUGA
Molecule: messenger RNA, 1110 nt
Organism: Gossypium raimondii (Peruvian cotton)
Lineage: Eukaryota; Viridiplantae; Streptophyta; Magnoliopsida; Malvales; Malvaceae
Exons: 5
Coding region: 1-1110 (369 amino acids)
Source: RefSeq, a predicted model, not a curated record